CUCCUGCAGCCGCCGCCGGGACAGGCCCCUGGACCCCCAGCCCACACGGGAGAUAUGGCCAAGGUGGAGCAGAUCCUUCAGCUGGAGCCCCAGCAAGAGCUCAAGUUUCAAGGACCCUUUACAGACGUCGUCACUACAAACCUGAAACUCGGGAACCCCACAGAUAAAAAUGUCUGUUUCAAAGUUAAGACCACAGCGCCUCGCCGGUACUGUGUGCGUCCAAACAGCGGAGUGAUUGAUGCCGGAUCCUCCAUCAUUGUGUCCGUGAUGCUACAGCCAUUCGACUAUGACCCUAAUGAGAAGAGCAAGCAUAAGUUCAUGGUGCAGUCCAUCAUAGCACCAUCAGACACCUCAGAUAUGGAAGCUGUAUGGAAAGAAGCGAAGCCGGAUGAUCUCAUGGAUUCCAAGCUCCGGUGUGUGUUUGAGCUGCCGUCCGAGAAUGAGAAAGCUCACGAUGGCGAAAUAAACAAAGUUAUUUCUAGCAGCAGUAUAACAAAGACAGAGUCCUCGCUGUCUAAAUCAAUAAGUUCCAAUCUGGAUGAUUCCGAGUAUAAGAAAGUGGCGGAAGAAAACAAGAGGCUGCAGGCGGAAAUGCAGAGGCUACGGGAGGAGUACAAGCAGUUUAAGGAGGAAGACGGUUUGAGAAUGCGAAAGAUGCAGCCCACAAGUAGCCCCCACCGACCAGUUUCUGGCCUUGCAAAAGAAGAAGGCGUUAACACUCGGAUACUUGCACUGGUCAUCCUCUUCUUCAUCAUCGGUGUCAUAAUAGGGAAAGUGGCCUUGUAGACAAAGCAUGCGAAAAGAAACAAAGCAAGAAAUCAUACUGUCGAUGGUGUAGCCAUAUCAAGAAAUAAAUUUAUUCAUAACAA
Messenger RNA from Xenopus laevis (African clawed frog), 869 nucleotides. RefSeq names its product VAMP (vesicle-associated membrane protein)-associated protein B and C S homeolog (gene vapb.S). Gene Ontology annotation, cellular component: endoplasmic reticulum membrane; plasma membrane. Gene Ontology annotation, biological process: endoplasmic reticulum membrane organization. The record is from RefSeq and is marked provisional. Gene Ontology annotation, molecular function: FFAT motif binding. Lineage: Eukaryota; Metazoa; Chordata; Amphibia; Anura; Pipidae.